UUUGAAUUCCUUGACACUUCAUGAUCGUGAUGUUUUGGAAAGACUGCCCAGCAUGACAUCUUUGUGCAAGUUACUUCAUUAAAAAAAGUUACAAACUACGCCCGCUGCUGCAGACCUUCUACGGAAUGCUUCAGCUGUUAAUAUUCCCAAGUCUCACGGAGUUGAAACUUAGUAGUUUGAGGAUUGGUUAUGCAGACUCGGAAUUAAAGCUGGAGGAGCUUGAGUCUAUGGAAGAGUCAGUUGAAUUUCUUUGGUGGCUUGGCCUCGACAGAGACUACCUUCCCUGUCAAAGCUGUGAAACUUGGAAAGGUUAACUGCCAUUCCUGCUACACCUGCAGAAGAUUGAGGGCCUUGGUGGAUUGAAUUCCUUGGAACACCUAGAGCUCUCUGCCUGUACAUCUUUGGAAAGAUUGCCGACAGUUCCAGAAGUCUCUCCAAUUUGGCCUGAAUUCUUUAUGAGUGCCUUCAAAAUGUUCUCCCGAAGAUGCUCCAGAACAAAUAUAACAUGUCUGAAAGCAGAAAGCUCAUGCUCUAGUGGAUGAGUUUACACUGCACGGGACACGCUUGUUCAAUUUUGAGCUCCACAUCUUCUUUGGAGUCUGCAAAAUCUCAGCAGCUGGUGGUAAAUAACCUUCCUGUAAUUCCUCUACUAUUACUACUACUACUACAUUUGACCAAAGUUCAAAUUUAUCAAUUUGGCCACUCUGUAUUUAUGAUAUCCAUUGCUGUAGGAGAUAACUACUCAGUUUUGUUUAUAAUAUAAUAAUGUGAAGGCCAAACUUCUCAAAGCCUACGAAAGUCAACCCCUUCCCCAGCAUCCAAAGUCGUUGGUCUCUGUGUCCUUUCCUCCUUAAUAACUUCUCUCCAUUCCCAAAAACUUUCAUUGUCUCGCACACACAAAAAAACAAAACAAAAAACCGUUUCAGGAGCAGCCCCUAACCGAACAGCCUCUCCAUUUCUCUCUUCGCCUGUAAGUCUCACUUUUUCUUCUGCUCUGCUGUUUCCAGAUCUUUUUACUUUACCUGGUGUUGUACGAGAUCUAUUCCUUCUCUUUUGGUCUGAACUUUACCUGGUUUUUAAAAUUUUCAUUGUAAUGCGCCAACUGUUUGAUUUUGUGCUUUAGUUCCUCUUUCUUUCUGCUUUCCCAAUUUUAGCUAUCCGAAUAUCUAAUUGUUUCAUACUAGUCCUUGAUCCUGCCAUGUUUCUUAGUUUAAGUAGUUUUGAGUAGUGCUACCGUAUCCUAUCCUACCGGCUGGUUGUCUCUAAUACAGUUUUACAUAUCACAGACAAGCCUUUUAAGCUUCAGACUUCACAAUCUCAAUUCUUCCAGUUGUGAUAUAAAUUAUGCUACUUAAUGUAGCUUGCUCUGAUCCCCUCCUGCAAUUACAAAGGAUAAGGAAAGCGUUUGUAUUAUUAACUAGGAUUAAUUUGCAAUCUUUUGUGUAUAUAUAAUUCAUUCCAGGCUUGACACGUUGGACUGGCAUGAUUUGUGAUUGCAUCACAUAUAUAUAUUAUUAUGAAGAAAUGGAUUACAUAAAAGGAGCCGUCACAGUGAUUAUCUUGUUGCUUCCACUGGUGAUUCUCCUCUGCGAGUUGUGGUCUGGAAGGAGAAGUUCCGACACCUCGAGCAAUAUCGAUAAUGCAUCUAGACAAUUGGGUUCUGUUGCUUCUGUGUCUGAUACUGCAAAUUCUAAUCCGCUUCCCCUGCCAAUUGGAGAGUAUGAGGUGUUCUUGAAUUUCAGAGGUCCAGACACUCGUUAUCAAAUCACCGAUAUCCUCUAUCGGUUUCUAGUGAACUUGAAAAUUCGCACAUUUAAAGAGGAUGAUGAGCUCCGGAAAGGAGAAGGUAUAUGGCCCAGUCUCGUCAAGGCUAUUGAGCAAUCCAAGAUCUGUGUUCUCAUCUUCUCUGAGAAUUAUGCUUAUAGCAAAUGGUGUCUUAGAGAACUUGCCGCUAUUGUUGCAUGCCAAGAGAGAAACCAGGGCUGUGUCAUACUCCCUAUUUUCUAUAUGGUGAAUCCUAGAGAUAUACGUCAUCAAAGUGGACAUUACCGAAAUGCCUUUCGACAACACGAGCAAAAUAUUGACGAAGAGACCAUAAAAAGUUGGAAAGAUGCUCUAACUAAGGUUGGAGCUCUGAAAGGAUGGUAUGUCAAAAGCAGUGACGAGCAGGGGGCUAUAGCAGAUCUUGUUACCGGCGCUGUAUGGUCACAUCUAAGUAAGAACAAUCAAGUAUUAGAGACUGAUAAGUUGGUUGGAAUUGGUGAUCACAUAGAAGCAGUGAAAGAAAGAAUGGCUCUCAACUCUCCAUGUGCGACAAUCAUUGGCAUCUAUGGUAUGGGUGGCAUUGGUAAGACCACUAUCGCAAAGGCUGUCUAUAACAAAGUAUUUGCUCAAUUCGAUCGAUGUAGCUUUGUGAGUGACGUAAGAGAAAUGCUACAACAAAAAGAUGGUGCUAUCAAUUUGCAGAAACAUAUUAUCUCACAGAUUUUGAGGGAGAACUUUGCUGAAUCCAUUGCCAAUGGUAGUGAUGGAAUGAAAAUUAUAAGAGAGAGAGUUUCUCGGUUCAAAGUUCUUAUUGUUCUCGAUGAUGUGGAUGAAAAGUUUGAAUUAGCUGACAUCUUGGGAAACGUGGAGGAAUUUGAUCCUGGGAGUAGAGUCAUCAUUACGUCCAGAAAUGUGAAAGUUUUGAGUAAUUUGACUAAUGAUUGCAAGUUAUAUAGAGUCCACGAGAUGAGUUGUCACCAUGCACUUCAACUCUUUUGCAAGCAUGCGUUCAGAAAGGAUUCUCCUCCACCGAGUUAUCAGUCUUUGUCAGAGGCUAUUGUAUCUAUUGCGGCGGGACUUCCAUUGACUCUUAAAGUUGUUGGAUCACUUUUAUUUGAAGAGGAAAAAGUGUUUUGGAUUGAUAAACUCAGACAGUUAAAAGAAAUUGCAGAGGAAAAGGUUGUACAAAGGUUAAAGAUAAGCUAUGAUACAUUGAGUGAAGAGGCAAAGCAGAUUUUCUUGGAUAUUGCUUGUUUCUUCAUUGGAAAGGACGAAGAGAUGCCUUCUUAUAUGUGGAGUGACUGUGGCUUUUUCCCCAUAACUAAUAUCAAUAUUCUUAGUCAGAGGUCUAUGAUUGAAAUAGAGUAUUCUUAUAAAUGUAAGAAAGUAUUUCGAAUGCAUGAUCAACUCAGAGAUAUGGGUAGAGAAAUUGUACGCCAAGAAAAUAUAAGACAUCCAUGGAAGAGAAGUCGGAUAUGGUCGAAGGAUAAAGCUUUGGACGUGUUGCUUAACAAAAAGGGAACAAACAGAGUAGAAAGCAUUAGAAUAAUAAACUCAUCAUCUGAUGAUGAUGUUGUGGAGGAGCUUGAGAUUGGGGCAAACCUUGAGAGUGAAUGUUUUUUGAAUUUAUCAGAGUUAAGAUACUUUGAUGUGGAAGCUAAGAUGCUCCCUAGCGACUUCAGUAAUUAUCUUCCAAGUUUAAAAUGGCUUCAAUUGGUGUUAGGAUAUGGUGCGUGUUUGCCUAAGUUUCGUGUGGACAAUUUGGUGAUUCUCAACCUCUUAGGCUCAGUGAAAGAUGAUUGGGGGAGUUUGAGGCAUAUCAAGAUGGCGAGCAAACUCAAAGUUUUGAACCUUUCGGGUAAGUUCCUGAUCGAAUAUCCUGACUUUCCAAGUUCCGGAAGUCUAGAGAUAUUACGUAUGGAGGAUUUCGGACCUCUGUUGUCCUGCAAGGAUAUAGAUGUUGGGAAUCUGAAGAACUUGAAAGUGCUUCAUCUGAAGAACUGUGAGAUAAGACAGAUAAGGGGUGGAACCAUUGGGAUGAUGCAGGGGCUUCAAGAGCUCAGUAUCAUCCAUUUAAAGUUUGAGACAGGUCUGAGGGAAGCACUUGACAAUAUUGGGGAUUUGCAGUUUCUUGAAAUCUUGAUAGUAGAGUUUGCACACAAUGUUGGACCUAGAUCAGUUCAUGAGAAUGGACUGCUGGGGAUUAAGCUUCCCACGAGUUUGAAGAAGCUGCUCAUUCCAUAUCCAGUUGCUAACCUUUCGGAGUUGCUGGAAUUGGAGAAAUUAACUGUUGAUAGAUGUGGGCACGGGAGUGAGAUCCCUUCAGCAGACAAUAGUAAUAUGUGGUGGAAGGUAUCCAAAUUGAAGUCUCUAACAUUGAAAGAGACAAAGAUGACUAUCCCAAUUAAUACUUCUAGUCCAUCUUCCAUGUCGCUGCUUCCAUCAUCAUUGAUCAUUCUCGACAUCGCUAAGUGUCCAGAAUUGGAGUGGCUCCCAAAUCUGGAGAAUUUGGAGAAUUUGACAUACUUAUCCAUCAGUGGGUGUUUCUUGCUUAAAGAGAUCCCAGGUCUUGGAGGACUGAAAUCCUUGGAAACUCUGAGCAUAAGUGAUCUGAAAGCUGUAUGCAACCUGGACGGUCUUGGCAGUCUCUAUUCUUUGACAUCCUUGACACUUUUUGACUGUGAUGCGUUGGAAAGACUACCCAGCAUUGGGUCUUUGAGCAAGUUACUUUAUUUAGGCAUCUCUUAUUGCCAUAGCCUAACAAAAAUCCAAGGUCUUGGAAGCCUAAUAUCUUUGCAAAAGCUAGAGAUUACUGUUGCCAAGAGUAAACGGGAUCGCCUCAGCUUUGAAAGAGAACUCUCUUUGAACAAGUUAGAAUUCGAGAAUUUUCCUAUUCUAUCACUAUUACUCUAUAACCUUGAUGGUGAGUGCCGAUUAGAAGAUCUCUACUUUCCAAGUUCUGGGAGUCUAGAGGAAUUGCAUCUGCAGAAUUUCGGGCAUCGGCUGUCCCAUAAGGAAUUGUAUAUUGGGAAUUUGUGGAACCUGAAAGUGCUGAGUCUGCAGCAAUGCGAGGUAGGAGAGAUAAGUGGUGGAACCAUUGGGAUGCUGGAAGGCCUUCAAGAGCUUGAUAUCUACGAGUUCCACUGUGUGAGAAAUCUAAGAGAAGUGCUGGCGGAUGUCGGGGAAUUGCAAUUUCUUGAAAUAUUGAGAGUAACAAGCGAUAGUGUUUUGAGAUUACUUUACGAGCAUCUAUUGUUGGGUACUAAGCUUCCCUCAAGUCUGAAGGAGUUGGCUGCUACAUCUCCAGUUGCUAACCUUCCGGAGCUGGUGGAGUUGGAGAAACUAACAGUAGAUGGAUGCGGUUAUGGGCUUGAGAUCCCUCCUGCAGACACUUGCAAUAUGUGGUGGAAGAUAUCCAAAUUGAAGUGUCUGACGCUCCGCAAAACAAAAAUGACCACACCAAUCGAUACUUGCCUGCGGCUGCUUCCAUCAUCACUGACCACCCUCAACAUCUACUCGUGUCCGAAAUUGGAUUGGCUCCCAAAUCUAGAGAAUUUAGAGAACUUAACUUCCUUAUCGAUCAACGAUUGUCCCCUCCUAAAGGAGAUCCUUGGUCUUGAAAGGCUGAAAUCCUUGGAAACUCUGACUAUACGUGAUCUGAAAGUUCUAUGCAACCUGGACGGUCUGGACAGUCUCUAUUCGUUGACAUACUUGACACUUUCACGCUGUGAUGCAUUGGAAAGACUGCCCAGCAUGGUGUGUUUGAGCAAGUUGCGUGAUUUAAGUAUCUCCUCCUGCUCUUGCCUCAGGGGAAUCCAAGGACUUGGAGGGCUGAAAUCCUUGCAAAUGCUUUACAUUCGUGAUGCAGGGAUUUUAAGUCAUCUCUUCGGCUUUGACACUCUCCUGUCUCGUAACAAGCUAGAAAAUUUAAAGAUAAGUGGCUGUCCUCAUCUGACAUUACUACCAUUCCCUGACUUUGAUGAUGGACACCGUUCACAAGCAGCGGUACUCGACUCUUUACAGGUGCUAGACAUUGGUGGAACAACCCAGGUGCUGCAGAUCUUCUGCCGGAUGAUUCAGUGGUUGUUGCUCCCAAGUCUCGCGGAGUUGACACUUAGUGGGGUAGAGAUUGGAAAUGUUGACAUAGAAUUGAGCCUAGAUGGGCUCGAGUCUAUGGAAGAUUUGGUUGAGCUGCGUCUUAAUGACUUGGCCUCUAUAAGGAGGCUACCUUCGCUGUCAAAGCUGGGAAAUCUGAAAAGUCUAACAGUGAAUAAUGCUCCAAAGCUGCGAGUGAUUGAGGGCCUUGGUGGUUUGAAGUCCUUGAAAGAGCUUGAUCUCUCUGGAUGUACAGCAUUGGAAAGAUUGCCUGUGGAUCAGCUAUAUGGUUUGGAGCGAUUGAGAAGCGUGGACAUCCAUGGCUGCACAAACUUGAUUGAUCUAGAAAAAAUAGAGCUGGAGGUACAGACACUGUGGCCAGAUUUCGGGUACUGAAACUAUGCUUCUGAUUUCUAGUUUUUACAACUUUCGCUUCAGAGAACGAGCCCUCUCGAGAUGGUUUGGGCCGACGAUGUUUAUUACAACUUUCGCUUCUGGGUAAAUAACGCUUCUGAUUUCUAGUUUGGGCUGACGAUGCUUAUAUUCAGUAGUGUUCUAACUUCCAAUCAGCCUUGAGAUUCAGUAGUGUUCUAACUUCGGCAACGAUAUAUUUGUCUAAUUAAAAUUUUGACGUUUGUAAUAGAUUAAUAUUAGUAUAAUAUAUAUAUUAAUCUAUUACAAUAGAUAUAAUAUAAAUAUGUAUAUUGGUAUAAUAGAUAUUUUGAUAAUACAUUGUUUUGUUGUUUAUAGAUUGAUUUUCAUACAAUUACUUUAAUAGUUUUCUGGCCUGCGCUUCGUUGCCGUAAGAAACUAAAUUAUAUUUAAAACGCCAUCUACUCGUUUGAUCAUUUAGUAAAUCAAAUAACUCGCAAAAUAUUUUAGGUAAGAUACUCUGUGAGCUUUACAUAGUUUUUGAAUAAUUAUGAUACACUGACGUAAUCAUUCAUUUAAUUGAUACUUAAGAUUUACGCAAUAGUUAUAGAAACAGUGUUACAUAAAUCUGCACCAAUGAAGUAAAUUGGAAUGAAUUUUUUUUCUUAGAUGAAUAAAUUAAAUGGAUGUGUUAGAUGACUACUGUUUGACUUACGAGUCAAAUCGAGGUGACAUUUCAUAUAAACUUUGAAAUUAAUGCGACUUCUUGCCUAAUAACAUUACUCGCUAGGAUAAUUGGCAUCAAAUCAAGGAUGUUACAUGCGAUAUCGACUAUCAUUAUUGAAUAUCGUUUUUUAUGUACAUUUGGUAUGGAAACACUAAAAAGGAAAAUUUCUUCUUUUCAUCAUCUCCAUGAUUCGAACUAGAAGUAGUCACAAAGUCUACGAGUCACAUUGCCAACAACUUUGUUUUUUCCACAACCACUUUGUUUACCGUUUUCAUUAUAACAAACAAAGCUGGAUCUUUUAACUUGUGUUGUAGUUCCUGCUAUAUACGAAUGAAAAGGAAUGAGGAGAGAAUUAUUACUUCUUCAAAUUUAUAAAUUCUAAAUUGUUAU
Molecule: messenger RNA, 7348 nt
Organism: Linum trigynum
Lineage: Eukaryota; Viridiplantae; Streptophyta; Magnoliopsida; Malpighiales; Linaceae
Source: the annotation of a GenBank genome assembly